Molecule: messenger RNA, 5754 nt
Organism: Megalops cyprinoides (Indo-Pacific tarpon)
Lineage: Eukaryota; Metazoa; Chordata; Actinopteri; Elopiformes; Megalopidae
Gene: focad
Product: focadhesin
Exons: 44
Coding region: 105-5522 (1805 amino acids)
Biological process (GO): regulation of post-transcriptional gene silencing
Source: RefSeq, a predicted model, not a curated record
CGAAUUUUGAGUACCGCAAGUGAAAGGGAGCGACUGGAAGAGUCUGUCAGUAAAGUUCAGUUGCCGCUGAAAAGCCCGGCUCCAGCCCGCAAUGACCGGCGGAGAUGUCUGACAGCCUGAAGAAAAGAUUGGAGUUUCCGAACGCCCUGGUGCAGGCGCAGGCGGUGAGAAGCCUGGUGGCCAGCGUGCUGAAAGAGAGACAGCACAAUGAGAAGAUUGCCCAGUCCUCCAAUCAGAACCCGGCGCUGGAGGCCCUGUGGGAGCAGUGCAGCAGUGAUGUGGCAGUGGUGAGGUCGGCUUGCUGCGAUGCCCUGGUGCUGCUGGUGGAGCAGGGCCAUGCCGACCUGCAGUAUGUGAUCAACAGCAUCCUGAACCUCGUUCCCUCCGCCAGGAACGUGCAGGGGCUGAUAAAGGUGCUGGGGAAACUGUUGCAGAUCCACGUGAGCCAGGAGCACAAAGACAGAGGGGCGGCCUUCACCUGUCCCUACUCUAUCAGGAACCCCCCGCACCCAUAUAUCACAGUGCUGGAGAACCGACCGGACUGCUGGCCCGCUCUGCUCGGGGAGAUCGAUGACCUCAUCAAGCAGGCGGUGGACAGGGAUGAGCCGGCCUACAUUUCGGUGCUGGCUCCGUUCCUGCGGUACCUGUACUGCGAGCCCCAGCGUCUGCCGGACCACGCCCUCCUGAGGCAGAGCCUGCUGAGGGUGCUUCUGCCCCCGCCGGGGGGGCGGGGCGAGGGGGCGGGCACGGGCAUGGGCCAGGCCCGGCUCAGCCUGCUGCGCUGUCUCUGUGAGCUGGUCCCACACAUGCAGGUGGACAGUGUGACGGCGGUGCUGGAGCUGGGGCAGUUUGUGGAGGCCCUGCUGCUGGGCGGGGGGUGCGGGGCGGGGGAGCAGGCGCAGCUGAUCCUGCAGCUACUCUGCGCCUGUCAGAUCAGCCUGGAGAUCAGCGGAGAGUGCGGCCCGCUCCUCCACCUCCUCCAGCGGCUCCUUCCCUCCUCCUCCGCUGGCUCCGCCUCCCAGGAGUUUCCCUUGGAGCAGGUGAUUGUGGGAAUUAGCCUGCUGCUGCUGAAGGCUCCCUCGUCUCAGACCACGGCUCUCCUCACGCUGGCCUCGCAGGUGGUCCCCCCCGACGUGGAGGCGCCCCCGCUGGUGGCCCCUGUCCUGGUGCUGCCCCUGCUGCAGAUCCUGACCUGCUCCACGCUGAUGGAGGCCCUGACGGACCCCCAGAACCGGGCCCAGAACCAGCGCCUGGCCCAAUCCCUCCUGCAGAUCGUGCAGCAGCCGGCCUGUCCCACUCACGAGGAUGGCGUCCGUCUGGCGCUGCCCCUCAGCGCCUGGUACAGCGAGCUGCUGGUGGCGACCCGCGUCCUGCGGAGGGUGAGUCGCGACCCCUCGGCAGCCUGCGAGUGGCUGCACGGCGUGCGGUCCACCCUGCCCCUCGGCGAUCGCGUCCCCGACCACCUGCCUCUCAUCCUGGCCCACCUCAUCGUCACCGACCAGGGGGACGCCUGCCGGCUGGCCCUCGGCACUGCUGCGCUCGUGGCCGAGGUGGAUCCCGCGCAGGUCCCCAGCCUUCUUCCUGUUCUGAUGUUCAAGCUGGGGAGGGUUUCUGACCCGGCCCUGUCCCACGCUGUUCUCUACACCCUGCCAAAUUUGGGGACCCACACGUUCUGCGUUCCCCAGGUACUGCAAGCGCUACAGAUGCUGGGCAGCAGUCCCAAACUGAGGGCGGUGGCCCUGCGCCUCAUGACGGCCCUCUGGGAGAAACAGGACCGGGUGUACCCGGAGCUGCAGAAGCUGAUGGCCCAGCUGGAGAAGUCCUCCGUGGUGGUGGGGAAGGAGGACCAGUGGGAGCAGAUUUUGGCCCGCGCUGCCUGCAUCAGGGACAUCUGCACAGAGAGGCCCUACCAGCAUGGGGGAGACAUGCUGGCUGCCAUCACCGACACCCUGACCCAGUGCACCAAGCAGGACCAGGCCACGCCCUGCGCCCUGGUGCUGCGGGGCCUACAGGAGCUGUGCCGGGCCGAGGUGGUUGACAUUCGCUCCACGUGGGCUGCCCUGUCCCCCAGGCUGAGCUGUGACACCAGGCCCCUGGUCAUCCGGGGCGUGGCCGAGCUCCUGGCCCUGGUGCCUCGGCUGUCUGUGAAGACCGAGGAGUACGAGAAAUUCAAAGAGCAGGUUGUCAGCAUUCUUUGGGAUUACGCCCUCAGUAAGGACCCCGAGGUGGCGCGCUGCGGGUACAAGGCCCUUUCGGAAUUCCCGGAGGCUCUCCACACCGUCCUGCACCUUCCCGAACAGGCCAGGCCACCAGCGAAAUGCCCCGACUCAGAAGAGGAAUCCAAAGAGGAAGAGGAGGAGGAGGAAGAUGUGAGUGUUCCAGGCUCCUCCUACGUGAAGCUUGUGGGCUUCACGCCCCCUGCGGUCCUGCCAGCUCUGGAGGGCUUCCUGACAUCGCUGGUGAGGCAGGAGAUGGCCGUCAUGCCCCGCGGAGUGUACCACUCUGCCCUGAGAGGGGGGAGCCUGCGCUCGGACCAGGGCAAGACGGUGGCCGGGAUCCCGGGCUUCAUGCUGAAGACCUACGAGAAGAACAAACAGCCUGGUCUCAAGGCUGGUCUGGCUGCCGGCCUGCUGCUCUGCUACGACCUGCCCGUCCAGACGGACCGGGACGGACGGCCAAUCAACCGCUUCCUGGUCAGCAGGGGACGCAGCUUCCAGCAGAUGCUGGCGGCCCUCAUCCACGAGGUGAACAUCCAGCCCUCCGAGUGGCAUCGCUCCCUCCUCCUGCCGCGGGCGUGGCUGGGCUUCAUGAGCCGGGCGUACCUGGCUGUGCUGCAGGGGCGGAAGGCGGAGCUGGAGAUGCAGCAGAAGCAGGGGAAGGAGAGCCUGGAGGAGCUGCAGUACAAACAGCACAGCGCCUGGCUCUGGGUCAGGGACCAGCUGACUGAUGUUGUCAAGUCUGCAGCCAAGGACAGCCCUGUCGUGCAGGGGAACUCCAUUCUAGCCCUGAGCGGGCUGGCAGCGGUGCUGGCCAAGUAUGAGAGCAACCUCCCAGCAGAUGUAGAGGGAGCCCCUGAGAUCGGGCCUGAGAUCCUGGCCUCGAAGCACUGGCUCUCCAUGGUGCUGGAUACUCUGCUGAGUGUGGUGAGCAGCAGCUACCGACCCAGAGGACAGGUCUUCCCCUGGUUUCAGCACAGGUCGUACUCCGGGGAGAACACGGCCAGUGCCAUCGCCCGCUCCUGCGCCGCCCUCGCCCUGUCCCUCGUGGUGCCCGUGCUCCUCACCUCCCACAAGGACAGCGUCGGCGAGAUCCUCUCCACCCUGGUGGCAGGGCUGCCCGGGGCGGCGGCCGCCGACGAGUCCCAGGCUGUGCAGUUCCACACAGGCCUCGCCCUGGGCAUGGUGCUGUCCGCCCUGCAGGAGGAGCGAGUCAGUGAUAUCUCUGGACUGAAGAUGACUGAGCUGCUAAUGAGCUCCCAGAAUGCACUGGAGGCCUGCUGCUUUGACACCAGUCUGGAGUACAACACCGGCUGCAUUCUGGGAGUGGGCCUGGUGCUGUCGGCCCAGAGUCAGAGCGGGCAGGCGGAGCGGCGGGCCCAGGUGGCGCUUAUGGUGGACAGGCUGCUGAGCGCCCUCGGGGACAGCGCCGGCCAGGGGCGCAUGCUGCAGGAGGUGCUGGCUUACUCAGUGGCCUGCGCCGGGGUGUCGGCCUUCAGCACGGGCGUCAUCGGCGGCUCCAAGGCGGAGGAGAUCAUGGCCGUGCUGCGGGCGAUGACAGAGGAGAGCCAGCAGACCCCAGGCUUUGCCCUGGCUCUGGGCCUCACUGUUCAUGGCCUGUCCACUUGCGGCCAUGGCAAAGCGGAGGACCUCAACACCCGCCUGCUGGCUGCCUGGAUCAAAAUCCUGCUGGCUGAGGGGGCUCCCACCAUGCAGCGUCUGGCUGCAGUGAGCGGGCUGGUGUCUCUGGUCGGCUCUGAGAGCUCCCUCAUUCAGCUGAAGAGUGAAUCAGAGCAGUCCUCUCAGCAGCAGGCCCGGCUCAACGAGGUCAUCAGAGCCGUAACUCAGAUCAUCACUUUCUCAGGUGUGAUCGGGCUGCAGUCUAACGCCUCCUGUCUGGCGGGCCAUCUGCACCUGGCCCACCUGUCCUCAGUCCACAGCAGGACCACAGUUCCCCCAGACUUCGGUUAUCUGCCAGAGAGGAGUGUGAUCAGAGCUGUGGUGGACUUCCUGACAGAGGCAGGAAAGAGAGGUCCCGAGUUCACCCACCCCAGACUGGUGAAGGUGGCACUAGAACCCCUUUCGGCUGUUGGCACAAGCUUCCAGUAUCCCCCCAUCAACUGGAGUGCCGUCCUCUCUCCCUUAAUGAGGCUGAACUUUGGUGAAGAGAUCCAGCAUCUCUGCAUAGAGCUGGUGAUGUCACAGUCCCAGUCCUCCCAGAAUGCAUCUCUCUUCCUGGGCAUGUGGCUGAGCCCUCCUCUGGUCCAUAGUCUGAGUCUGCGGACGAGGGGCCGCCUGCACCUCUCCCUCUCCCUGUGGAUGAAGCACGUCUCCGAGGACAAGCUGCAGACGUUCGUGGAGGUGCUGGGAGUGCAGCAGUUUAACUGUGAGAACAGGCCCCAGCGCCUCAGCCUCUGCCAGGACAUCCUGGAGGGCCUCUUCCACGCCAUGGCGCUCCCCAACCCCUCUCAAAACUGCUGGUCCGUCCUCUGCUCCGCCACCGAGAAGAUCUUUGCCCUCCUGCCGGACCACAUCCAGGACAGUGAAGUCGACCUUUAUGUUGGGAUUGCCAAGUGUCUGUCAGAAAUGACAGACACAGAGAUUGACAGAAUCACUCAGGUCACUGAGGCUAACUUGGAGAAGACAGGCUUCAUCAUGGCCUACCUGAGCUCCCAGGGCAGGAUCCCUCUCCUGGGCCUGAAUGAUGUCAUCGCCACGGCUCUGCGAGCGAGUCAAAAGGAGAGGGAGAGGAUUGGCUGGCUGCUACUGCAGAGUUUCUACCAGUGCCGGCUGGCCGCCAACCCGAACACAGGUGUUAUGAAAAGGAUGGAAUGGGUCCUGGAAUUAAUGGGCCAUGUCAGGAACGUGGCCUACGGAACAACUCCGGUGAAAAGUGGAGACACCAGACAGGCCACAGACUUCCUGAUGCAAGUGUUCAGUGCGGCUGUGCUGUCCUGGGCUGAUCACUCCCUGCCUCUGCUCCUGGGAGUCUGGGCCCGCUGGUUUCCAUGGAAGCAGGAUUCUGAGCUGCCCAAUGUGCAGCACGGCCUUUACGGCUCAGCCAAUGAGGAGUCAGUUUCGCAAUGCCUGCUGGGUCUUCCGUGCAGCAUCCAGCUCCUAUUGGCCAAAGAGCCCUGGAAGGGGCAAGCACAGAAGUUUAUAGACUGGCUUUUCAGCAUAGCCGAAGGUCCAAAGGAAGGGUUAUCGGGGACGUCCCUCAUCACUGCCAGAGCUGCCCUGCUGUCCCUGAGGUACUCCCCAGAGUUCAAGAAGAAGGGUGUAUGGACCAGAGCCUACGGCUGGUAGCCCAGGAAGCCUGUCAUUAGCCACAAACCUGCUCCCCGGCCUUUAACUCCUACAUGUGCCUCUGCCUACAGCCCGCUGGCUUCACCACUGCAAUGCAUUAUGGGAGUGGUUAGAGGAAUAGAGCUGUUCAUGGGCUGGGACAGUACAGAGGCCAGGCAAGGAGGGAGGUGCAAUGUAGCUUCAUACUAUUAGAUGCAACAGGUUUAAAAACAUAAUCCUGGGCUUUUCUUUA